AUGGACAAGUCUAGGGGCUCCUCCUCCGAGGCCCUUUCGAGUAGCAAGCGGGCCCGUGAAGCUUCGCCGGGCGUUGGUGUUGAUCUGGCCUAUGAGGCGGAGCUGCAAUCGAAGCUCGAAUCUGAGCGGGCGGUGCGCGUGCUGCCGGGCGAGCAGGAGGAUUGGGAGGAGGGGCCCGAGCGCUUCGUGGCCAGAUCUGGGACGGCGCUCCCUGGAUCUGGUGGUGCGUCGGGGUCGGGGCUGGAUCCGUGGGAGGCCACUGCUGCUUCGGCUGGCGGUGGCUCCUCCUCGUCGGCGCCGCGUCCUGCUCCGGCCAGGGGCCCGGUCCCUCCGCCUCGGCCUUCCCCUCGCUCGUUUGUGGCGGGCGCUGCCUCUCGCUCGGGCCCGCGCUUCGGGCCUGGCUCUUCCUCUUCGCAGGCUGGGGACCGGCGUCCUCCUCCCUCUGCUUCGGGUGCCCCUUCUGCGAUCCGUGGCGAUGGCAUCCUGCCGCCGCCGCCGCCUCCCCCUCCUCGACAGCACCCUGCUCCCUCGGGCCCUUCUCCGACCCUGACUUGUUUUGCUUGCCACCGCCCGAACCACUUCCAAUCUAGAUGCACUAACCCACCCUUCUGCCUCAUUUAUCGCUCCGAUGGUCAUCUUACUGUGGAUUGCCAUAACCGUACCAAGAGCCCCUCCUUCAUACAGUUUGGCUUGGGUCUUCCCGGAUGCUCAUUCUUCGCUCUGGAUGCUGAUGUCCUGUGGUGA
Aegilops tauschii subsp. strangulata is the source of this 744-nucleotide messenger RNA. Lineage: Eukaryota; Viridiplantae; Streptophyta; Magnoliopsida; Poales; Poaceae. The record is from RefSeq and is a predicted model, not a curated record.